AUGUUUAUCAGUUUAUAUGUUGUAUUUGUAGAAUGUGAGGAGGAAGCAUUUCCAGUAUCACCAUUGGCCAUCUCACAAAGAUUGACUUCAACAUGGUCCGAUGGCUCUGGAACAUUCUCAGUAUGGUCUGCCGUCAUCACCAACAAAGGCGAGGAGAUAAUAUUUGACUGCAAUAUCGUUCCAGACAAGAACUCAUUCGGUCUUCGCCAACAAGAUGACUAUUGGGGCAUUGCCAAGAAAGCCGAUAGAGCCUUUGGUUUCCCAGAGUACAUCAGAAUUUAUGGUAUCUCUCAAGGUGAAAAUCUUAAGUUUGGUUAUAUUAACCGUGGAACUAAUCCAAUGAGAUGGAAUUUCAUGAAUAUCCAAUUCCAAUCACAAUCACAAACACUUAACUAA
This is a messenger RNA of Acytostelium subglobosum LB1, 396 nucleotides long. RefSeq lists its product as hypothetical. Bases 1 to 396 code for a protein of 131 amino acids. Gene Ontology annotation, molecular function: cellulose binding. The transcript is spliced from 2 exons. The record is from RefSeq and is a predicted model, not a curated record. NCBI's taxonomy places the organism in Eukaryota, Evosea, Eumycetozoa, Acytosteliales, Acytosteliaceae.